Mesitornis unicolor (brown roatelo) is the source of this 570-nucleotide messenger RNA. Its product is annotated as BDNF/NT-3 growth factors receptor-like. The annotation marks the transcript as partial. NCBI's taxonomy places the organism in Eukaryota, Metazoa, Chordata, Aves, Mesitornithiformes, Mesitornithidae. Gene Ontology annotation, biological process: protein phosphorylation; cell surface receptor protein tyrosine kinase signaling pathway. The record is from RefSeq and is a predicted model, not a curated record. Gene Ontology annotation, cellular component: plasma membrane. The transcript has 3 exons. Gene Ontology annotation, molecular function: transmembrane receptor protein tyrosine kinase activity; ATP binding; neurotrophin receptor activity.
ACUUGCCCUCAGCAAACUUAAGCAAUUACAACAUCACCGUGGUGGAAGGAAAGAGCAUCACAUUGUACUGUGAUACUACUGGAGGGCCGCCCCCUAAUGUAUCCUGGGUGCUCACUAAUCUUAUUUCAAACCAUGAGAGUGACACAAGUAAGAAACCUGCCUCACUAAUCAUAAAGAACGUUUCAUCUGUGGACAGUGGACUUUGGAUUUCUUGUGUAGCAGAGAAUAUUGUGGGAGAGGAACAAGCCUCUGCUGAGCUCACAGUGUUCUUUGCACCAAGUAUCACAUUUAUUGAAUCUCCAACCCCGGACCACCACUGGUGUAUUCCAUUCACUGUGAAAGGCAACCCUAAGCCCACAUUGCAGUGGUUCUAUGAAGGGGCUAUACUGAAUGAGUCUGAAUACAUCUGUACUAAAAUACAUGUUAUCAAUCAAAGUGAAUACCAUGGCUGCCUUCAGCUGGACAACCCUACCCAUCUGAACAAUGGUGCUUAUACCUUAAUAGCAAAGAAUGAGUACGGAGAUGAUGAAAAAUGGGUUAAUGCUCAUUUCAUGUCAGUGCCUGGAGAUG